Molecule: messenger RNA, 297 nt
Organism: Trichomonas vaginalis G3
Lineage: Eukaryota; Parabasalia; Trichomonadida; Trichomonadidae
Exons: 1
Coding region: 1-297 (98 amino acids)
Source: RefSeq, a predicted model, not a curated record
AUGAGUGGUAUAACUUACAUGAAUGGCAAAAUCGAAAGAUUUUGGCAGAAUAUUCAAGUUGAUGAGGUAGCUUGGGGUCAAAUUCAAAAUUUAAUCGAAAAUUAUAACGCAACACCACAUACACAGUUACCAAAAAAUCCAGAAAUACAUACCUGGUUUACACCAAACAAAUUUUAUGAUAUCAGCGAAAAAUAUGAUACCACCAAAGAACCCCUUUGGAAAGUUGAUGGAGAAAUUAAGGAUUUGAGGAUUUCUCUUCAACAUUUCCGCGAGAGGAGAGCCAAUCAAAGAAAUUAA